CUCAAAAACAAGUUGACCUCCACUCCAGACGUGGGCUUCCGGGGGGGAAGGCAGCAAAAACAAGGUGGUGCUCGCUUAAAACGACCAUCAGAGCAACCAUCCCGGGUCACUCUGUCGUGGGGCGGUUAAAGACCGACGCGGAGUUCAGUGCAGCAGCAGCAGUCUGCGACCACAUCCAGAGAGCCAUAAGAUGAUUCGUCUUCGGCUCUUACUACUUCUGUCCAUAGUGCUGGGACUGAUCAUCACCUCCGAAGCGCAGACGUCACGGCCACAACUUAGUGGCUAUUUCACGUUCCUACGAUACCGCAACCAAGCGUGCGAGGGCAAGUAUGGUCAGAACGGCACCUGCGUCACGGAGCAGGAAUGCGGAGCUAAACAAGGAACAGACAUUGGAAGAUGCGCCGAAGGAUAUGGUGUUUGCUGCAGAGUAAGCUUCACGUGCAACAUGGUGAGCAGCUCCAACGAGACGGAGUUCGUCAACCCAAGCUACCCGAGUGGCGAAGUUGGAACGGGUACCUGCGAAGUUACCAUCACCAAGACGCCGGACAUUUGUCAGCUUCGUUUGGACUUCGUCGAGUUCAGCUUGGGACCUCCAGAUGAGCAAGGCCUGUGCAACUCCGACGCCUUCAUGGUGCGAACCACUGUCGGGGAGAACCUGCCUCAGUUGUGCGGAGAAAACAAUGGACAACAUUUGUACGUGGAAAUGGGCCGGCAAUCGGGCAAUCCAGUUGUGCUGAGCGUCAUUAGCCGAGGAGGAAAGAGGCCAAGGCGGUGGAGGAUGAAGAUCAGCAUGAUUCAGUGCGGUAGCCUUGACAUUGUGCCUCCUGGCUGUCUGCAAUAUUUCCGCAGUCCCAGCGCCAUCGUGAGAAGCUUCAACUAUGGCCCUCCGGUCGACAACAAAGUUCGAUAUCUUAGCGGACUACGCUACUCCAUAUGCCUACGCGUGGAAGAGAAUUUCUGUUCUAUCAAGUGGGAAACGGAAACCAACAAUUCAUUCUCGUGGGGUCAACCAACGUAUGAGGACAACGUCAUAUCCUGCAAGGACGACUUCAUCACCGUAGACCAGGGUUCCACGUACGGCAUGGGCCCAGGAGAGGAUCGAUUCUGUGGCAAUAGGCUUCACGAGAAGAACGUGUUGAUCUCACACAGCAAGCCUUUUAUGUUAAGAGUCAAGUCCAAUAUGGAUGCUGUGCAGAACUCGCUGGAAAAACAGAACGGCUUCUCGCUCCGAUAUACACAGCUGCCAUGUGUCGAUUGACAUGGGGACCCCUGGUCCGCUUAGUCGUAAGGUGGAUCAGAUGACGGGUUCACGUACCGCACGACACCCAUUGGCAGUACGGAUCACCGAAUUCUCCGCUUCAAUCAUUGCCGGUAGCAACCGCAUUAUUUAUUUGAAUCCAUGAAAAUACUUCAGCAUCGGCGACUUUUCAUCAACGCUUCGUCAGCAAUAAACAAUAUUUAUUGG
Ornithodoros turicata is the source of this 1465-nucleotide messenger RNA. RefSeq lists its product as uncharacterized. The record is from RefSeq and is a predicted model, not a curated record. The transcript is spliced from 8 exons. NCBI's taxonomy places the organism in Eukaryota, Metazoa, Arthropoda, Arachnida, Ixodida, Argasidae. The coding region runs from base 191 to 1258 and encodes 355 amino acids.